CCGGAGUUGGCAAAAUCCGGAGUAGGAUUCAUGGUCAUAGGUGUGGUGUGACUCUGUGAGUGAUGUCAGUACACACAAAAAGGACCCCCUAUUGUCAACUCGUCUUUGACUCAACUUGAGGUAGCAUUCAAUUGUUGCUCAUCUCUCUGUGUUUCCAAUCUGUGUCUGACAGCAAAAAGGCUGCAUAAGAUGCAAGUAUACCAUAUGCAGACCACAACAUCGUGCGAAUCAUGGGGCUCAAGCCCAGCUUUGGCUCAAGCUAAGAGGAGUUUCAGACCCGCUCGAAACUUAGCCUUGACCGACAGAGUACCACAUCAUCAGCAAACUGCAAGACAUAUUCCUGCAAAAUGGUUUGUUGGAGAGUUUCACUGGCAGCACAAACCAGCUUGGCGACACAAGCGUACAAGUGUGCAAGCCCAGGUGCAGGAUGCCCGGAUGCCGCCGCAAGCCAACAAGCGCAUGGCGCCGGAGGUCAGGUCCCAGGAGAUGGUGGAUCCCGUGGUGGCAAAGCAACUGGCACUGGUGCAGCUGGAGCAGCGGCGCAAAAGUAGCAGAUUUGCUAAGGAGCGUCAAAAGGAGGAGUUGAAUGGGGCACUAGCUCUCCUAGGAGUGGCAGCAGGACUGGCUGCUGAAGCGAACACCGGGAAGACAAUCUGCGACCAGGUCCUCGGCGUCCUUGAUACUACGGGAUUGAUGGCGGUGUGGCAGUGGAUAAUUACCUGAUUUUGAAGUUUUCGUAACCUCUUAUUAGAAUCAUAGAUUGAUGCAAGUGGAUCCGAAAAACUAGUGAGGGGAAGUCUUUCUUACGGGGCUGUGUGGAUCACAAUUCUCUUUCAAGUUCGUUGCAUGGUCAUUUCUUUCUCAUACAUGCUUAGGACGGGACCAGACUCGCUUUGAAAACAGCGCUCUCAUUUAGAGAAUGAACCUGCUCUUUUCCAACUUGUUGUGCACUUUCCAUUAUGCGAAUGUUAAGGUUAGUAGUGUAUAUAAAUGGUUCUUGUGAUUCAGUUUGAGGUCUGACA
Messenger RNA from Klebsormidium nitens, 1022 nucleotides. NCBI's taxonomy places the organism in Eukaryota, Viridiplantae, Streptophyta, Klebsormidiophyceae, Klebsormidiales, Klebsormidiaceae. The record is from the annotation of a GenBank genome assembly.